AUGCCUCCUGAAACAUUGCCUAGAGAGGGCAACCAGCGAUCACCCGACGGCCGUCUGAGCUCGUUUGGAUUCAGCGGGACCAUUGCACAUGGGGCCUUUGUGUCCCUGGCAUUGGGAUUGCCCCUAAAUAAACGGAUCUCUCGAAGCGCAUACAAAGAACGUGGACGGAUUCUGAUCAUUUGCGAGUGCCUACAAGCGGCCAGGGUCGACCUCUUCGAUCACCACUUCACCUUGUAUUUUUCCAUGGUAUGGACGCAUACGGACUCCGAAAAGACUGGAUGGCAUCUAUGGCGCACGCGACCUGAACUUCACCUCUACCAAGGGGUUGCAGGCGAUGUGGCAUCCCUUCACUUGGUCGGCGAUGCCGACACCGUUGACAUUCAGCACAUGGUUGGUCGGACUGCGGGGUGCUUUGGAUCCAGCUCUGGCGUUCGUGCAUUUCACGGAGGGCACAAACUUCCUAGCCUCGGUCCUUUUCUAGUCAAUGCAUUGACAUCAUUGCGCCCCGGCGCGCUUGGUGUGUCUCGCCAGAAAAUCAAUAAUGCUGUUGGUUUUGUCAAACGAUCUUGUCAAUGUGUCGUUCUCGACUUGAUUCACUCAAGCAGCCUGGGAGAACUGUCUUUGCCUCCUGUAGCUACCCCAGUGAUCCUGGUGGCGGACAAACCGUCUCAUGUAACAGCUAAAGCCGCCGUUCAGGACAUUUCCAUUGUGGCUACCACCCAUGUCAGAGUCAUGUACACCAGUGCCAAUUCUUUGCAAGCUGAUAGCCUAGAAGCGUCUCAAAUGGGCCUCGUUGGCGAGAUCAAGCAGAAGAAUCAGCAUCAGGCAUCGCAACUACCAAAUGAGGAUGGGCUCCUGCUAUCAGCUGCAAAUGUGAACCAUGUGUUGAGUAGUGCCGCGGUAUCCAUGUUCGGGGGUAUCAGACUACUAUCCUCACGCGGUGACGUCCUCACCCUCGCAUGGAAUAACACUUGCACAGCAUAG
This is a messenger RNA of Aureococcus anophagefferens, 984 nucleotides long. RefSeq lists its product as hypothetical. NCBI's taxonomy places the organism in Eukaryota, Pelagophyceae, Pelagomonadales, Pelagomonadaceae. The record is from RefSeq and is a predicted model, not a curated record. The transcript has 8 exons. The coding region runs from base 1 to 984 and encodes 327 amino acids.